Messenger RNA from Saprolegnia diclina VS20, 549 nucleotides. RefSeq lists its product as hypothetical. The record is from RefSeq and is a predicted model, not a curated record. The coding region runs from base 72 to 449 and encodes 125 amino acids. NCBI's taxonomy places the organism in Eukaryota, Oomycota, Saprolegniomycetes, Saprolegniales, Saprolegniaceae. The transcript has a single exon.
GCCUCGCCCACUCUCGUGAUGGACGCAAAAGUCGGCGAAAUGGCGGCUUGGAUCGACAUGGCAUUUAUGAAAUGGACACCUCAAUGGCUGCAUCGUCGCUCGAGUGCCAAUACUCGUACAAGCCGUGCUCGAACCCGCGCACGACCAAGCGCAACGGCAGCCUCCACCUCCUCUGCGAGUUUCACCGCCAAAAAGCCAACCGGAUCCAGCAAGUCUACACCAACAAGAAGCGCGCGCAGCGACACCACGCUGCGAACAAGACGACCCAGCAAUUGUCGCUCAAGGACGAGCCCGCGCUGCCGUUGAGUCCGGUGGAGCUCGCUGCGCACUGGGCAUCGACCGACUUGUUCUCGUCGCUCUGGAGCGACGAGAGCUUUUCUCCGUGCUGGAACGCUGGAUCGCCCAUCAUGACGCACGAGGAAGUGGCCAUUCUCAACGAGCUCUUUUAGCAUCACCAAUUCUCUCUCUGUGGGCGGCCGAUCUGGCGCCUUUACAACACCCAAGUUUAUGUAACGUGAUUAAUUUACUGUUAGAAACGUGUUUUCCACA